Messenger RNA from Colletotrichum graminicola M1.001, 981 nucleotides. Its product is annotated as 2OG-Fe(II) oxygenase superfamily protein. Gene Ontology annotation, biological process: DNA repair. The coding region runs from base 1 to 981 and encodes 326 amino acids. The transcript has 3 exons. Lineage: Eukaryota; Fungi; Ascomycota; Sordariomycetes; Glomerellales; Glomerellaceae. The record is from RefSeq and is a predicted model, not a curated record.
AUGUCUACAAAACGAACUCUAGACGCGUUCUUCACGCCGACCGCGAAGAAGUCGCGUAAGGAAGAUGAGUCGGCCGAGAAUAUCGGACACUCUACCCAUGCCAGCUAUCCCAUGGCGAUCUCGGAGCUACCGUCUAGUAUCAGCAAAGAGCUCUCAUCGCUUCCAGCGCGUCCGGGAAGGGAGAUCAAUGACCAGCCAGAUCUCGACCUGGUCUACUAUGAACCAUAUAUCCCCUUGUACCUGACCAAUAAGCUCUUUGAGUUUCUGCGUGCCGAGUUGCCGUUCUAUCGCGUCGAGUACGACAUCAACAGGGGCGGGUACAAGACCCAUAUCCGGACGCCGAGGUACACCACAGUCUUUGGCCUGGACGAGACAGCCCGGUUUGACGAGGACGGCUCGGUCGUGGAUGCCAAGUCCGGCUUCAAGGUGGAUGACAAGCGAUACGAGCGGUACCCGCCCCGCCCGAUCCCCAAGUGUCUCGAUGACCUCCGUCGCUCGGCCGAGGCCGCGACGGACUGCAGGUUCAACUUUUGCCUCGUCAACUACUACGCCUCGGGCGCGGACAGCAUCUCCUUUCACAGCGACGACGAGAGGUUCCUGGGCCCCGACCCGGCCAUCGCCUCCUUUUCCCUCGGUGCGCGACGGGACUUCUUGAUGAAACACAAGCCCGUGGCCCCAGAUGACCAGAACCUGGACAGGCCGCAACCAAAACAGGUCAAGCUGCCCCUGGCCAGCGGCGACAUGAUUCUCAUGCGCGGGCGCACGCAGUCCAACUGGCUGCAUUCGAUACCCAAGCGGACCGGAAAGAACGCGGAAGACGGCGGGCGGAUCAACAUCACGUUCAGACGGGCCAUGGUGAAGGAUGGAACUGAGAAUUACUACAACUAUAACGUUGGAACCGGGCCUGUCUAUCGGUGGGACAAAACAAUGCGGGAAAUGCGGUUAUCUUCCGCCAAAGACCAGCUCGAGGGAAAACCGUGA